AUGCAAAUAUUUGUAAAAACAUUGACUGGCAAAACAAUCACUUUAGAUGUAGAAUCAUCAGAUACCAUAGAUAAUGUUAAGGCAAAGAUUCAAGAUAAGGAAGGGAUUCCUCCAGAUCAGCAAAGGCUCAUUUUUGCGGGAAAGCAAUUAGAAGAUGGAAGAACUUUAGCUGAUUACAACAUUCAAAAGGAAUCAACACUCCAUCUUGUGCUAACUUUCCAUUUAUCAUUUUGCAUAAUAAGAAAUUUGUGGAAUAGAUAAUAUAUUAAUAUAAACAUACAUUUUUUAAAAAAAAAUUUAGAGUAAGGCUUAGAGGAGGAAUGCAAAUCUUUGUUAAGACCUUGACUGGAAAGACAAUUACACUUGAUGUUGAAUCUUCAGACACUAUUGACAAUGUCAAGGCUAAAAUCCAGGAUAAAGAAGGAAUUCCUCCAGAUCAACAAAGACUCAUUUUCGCUGGGAAACAACUGGAAGACGGGAGAACUCUUGCUGACUAUAACAUUCAAAAAGAAUCGACCCUCCACCUUGUACUGCGAUUAAGAGGAGGAAUGCAAAUCUUCGUUAAAACCUUAACAGGCAAAACAAUCACUCUUGACGUAGAGUCAUCCGACACUAUUGAUAAUGUAAAGGCUAAAAUCCAGGAUAAAGAAGGAAUUCCUCCAGAUCAACAAAGACUCAUUUUUGCAGGGAAGCAGUUAGAAGAUGGAAGAACAUUGGCUGACUACAACAUCCAAAAGGAGUCUACUCUUCACCUUGUGUUAAGACUUAGAGGAGGGAUGCACAUCUUUAUUAAAACAUUGACUGGCAAGACAAUUACAUUCGAUAUCGAAUCUUCAGACACUAUUGGCGACUUCAAAGCUAAAAUUCAAGACAAAGAAGGAGUCCCUCCAGAUCAUCAAAUACUAAUUUUCGAUGGAAAGCUAUUGGAAGACGGGAGAACUCUUUCAGACUACGACAUUCAAAAGGAGUCGACCAUUUCAUUUGGGAUAAGAUGCGGAUGGGGCUAUCGAGCUAAUUAA
Messenger RNA from Blepharisma stoltei, 1019 nucleotides. The record is from the annotation of a GenBank genome assembly. NCBI's taxonomy places the organism in Eukaryota, Ciliophora, Heterotrichea, Heterotrichida, Blepharismidae.